AUGUCAGAUUCUGAAGACAAAAAGCCGGCGGCAAAAAGCCACAACAACGCUGUGGACGUAGCUGCAGAGGAAGAUUCUACUCAGGAAGAAGACAACUACGCUAGCGCACAACACCAGCUGCAACAACAACAGCAUCACGACCAGCAACAGCAAGUUCAACCAGCGCUCCAGCACCAGCAAGUGGCAGGAACAAACAACCCGCCUCACGCAGCACACACUCGCCAAACUGGAUCCAUUGCAACUUGGUGCAAUAGUGAGGCGUAUGUUUCUCAGGAUGAAGACAACAUGGCAAGUAUUGAUCAAGAUAUGAUCAUGGACAUGCUUCGAAUCACAUACACCAUUGGACAUGCUGAUGGUGAU
Messenger RNA from Seminavis robusta, 360 nucleotides. Lineage: Eukaryota; Bacillariophyta; Bacillariophyceae; Naviculales; Naviculaceae. The record is from the annotation of a GenBank genome assembly.